Molecule: messenger RNA, 1671 nt
Organism: Leptopilina heterotoma
Lineage: Eukaryota; Metazoa; Arthropoda; Insecta; Hymenoptera; Figitidae
Gene: spn-A
Product: DNA repair protein RAD51 homolog 1
Exons: 3
Coding region: 186-1214 (342 amino acids)
Biological process (GO): mitotic recombination-dependent replication fork processing; chromosome organization involved in meiotic cell cycle; mitotic recombination
Cellular component (GO): condensed nuclear chromosome
Molecular function (GO): ATP-dependent DNA damage sensor activity; ATP hydrolysis activity; double-stranded DNA binding
Source: RefSeq, a predicted model, not a curated record
CAGUUACAAGUUGAAUGUUGUGUAUAGGGUGAGAGAGAGAGAGAGAAGAGAGAAAUUGUGGAAAGCAUUGCCGGCUGAAGUGAUUCUUGUUUAGACCUGUUGUUCUGCUUUAUGACAUACAGAUUAUAAUUCAAGAUUAUAGAAAUUCGUGUUAAAAAGUAUUAUAUUUUUAAAAACUUUUCAUAAUGUCUACAGCAAUGGCUUCUACAAUGUCUGUUCAUACAGAAGAUGACCUGGAAGCUUAUAACGGUCAAGUGAAAUUGCUUAAAACUUUGGAGGGAAAUGGCAUUACAGCAGCCGAUAUUAAGAAAUUGGAGGAGUCCGGUUUCCACACUGUGGAAUCUGUGGCUUAUACGCCAAAAAAGGUCCUUAUUCAAAUUAAAGGGAUCAGUGAAGCUAAGGCUGACAAAAUUAUCCAAGAAGCUGCGAAAUCUGUUGUUAUGGGCUUCAAAACAGCAACAGAAAUCCAUCAGAAUCGUGCAAAUAUAGUUUACAUUACGACAGGUUCACAGGAGUUGGACAGACUUCUUGGAGGAGGCAUAGAGACUGGAUCUAUAACAGAAAUUUUUGGCGAGUUUCGUACCGGAAAAUCACAACUCUGCCAUAGUUUAGCUGUUAAUUGUCAGCUUCCAAUCGACAUGGGUGGGGCCGAGGGAAAAUGUCUCUAUAUUGAUACCGAAGGAACUUUCAGGCCUGAACGAUUAAUUGCCACAGCAGAAAGGUACAAGAUCAGUGGGGAUUCAGUUCUUGACAAUGUGGCGUGUGCCCGCGCAUUUAACACAGAUCAUCAGACAAAGUUAUUGAUUGACGCCACAGCAAUGAUGACGGAAUCCAGAUAUGCAUUGCUGAUCGUGGACAGUGCCACAGCUCUUUACAGGACAGAUUAUUCUGGUAGAGGAGAAUUAUCAGCCAGACAGAUGCACCUGGCGAGAUUCCUAAGAAUGUUGCUGAGACUCGCGGAUGAAUUUGGAGUUGCAGUGAUCAUCACGAAUCAAGUUGUCGCUCAAGUCGACGGAGCCGCGAGUAUGUUCGGCGGUGAUCAGAAAAAACCCAUAGGCGGUAAUAUUAUGGCCCAUGCCAGUACAACUAGAUUAUAUUUGCGAAAAGGACGAGGUGAAACGAGAAUAUGCAAAAUUUAUGAUUCUCCUUGUUUACCUGAAAGCGAAGCAACCUUCGCUAUUAACUCCGAUGGAAUUGGCGAUGCUAAAGAAUAGUUUUCAAAACUUGAAUUUCUAUUCACAAUACCAAAACUUUAUUAGUCCCACUACAAGUAUUCUAUUUUUCUUUUCUUACUGAACAAACGUUCUCUGAAAUUAUUUCAAAUUCUAGCAAGUGUACUGCAAAGAUAUUAUUAUUUGUAUAAUUGCUUUUUCUUAUUUCUAAAGUACGAUUAUAUAGAGACUAUUGUUCUUUAAAUAUGCUUUAUAUAUUUCCACAUUUACAGAUAAAUAAUUAUAACAAAUUUUUCUUAUUGUAAAAAUGUUUUGGACCUUUGACGCCGGUACGUCUUUUAACGAGCAACACUUGAUGUAAAAUCACUCUGACUUAAGAGCAAAAACAUUUCUCUAUUUUCAUAAAUUAUCUUUCAAAUAAAGGUUAACAUUGUUUUAUAGGAAAUCUAUACUGUGGACAAAUAAUAAAAAAUUAGAAAUAUUUUGUACACAAGAAAAA